Molecule: messenger RNA, 1104 nt
Organism: Penicillium malachiteum
Lineage: Eukaryota; Fungi; Ascomycota; Eurotiomycetes; Eurotiales; Aspergillaceae
Product: sucrase/ferredoxin-like domain-containing protein
Exons: 2
Coding region: 1-1104 (367 amino acids)
Source: RefSeq, a predicted model, not a curated record
AUGCAUCUCUUCCGCCGAGGCACAUCCUCGCUCUUUAGCUCCUCGAACGUCUCUCUCGCCUCCUCCAAGACCGAUGCGACGACUGACGCUGUUGGCGACAAUGAUAAGGCGGUUGAGGGAUUCCGUUCUAUCUCGGAAUCAGCUCAGCUGUUCCCCAAACCGGACCCGGCAGUCGACGGCGAGGAAUGCUUGCACGAUUGCGCCACGUGCACUGUGAAGUACCCCGCCAAGUUUGACGUUGAUACGAUAGACGAGCUAUAUGGACAAGUGAAAGGGUGGGCCACACACAUGCUUGUUGCGACAGGCAAGUCCGAUUGGGUUCGUGAUGUUGCCGACGAAGCUGGGAGUAUCAUGGAGGCAAUUGAGAAGGGAGGAGUAGAGCCUAGCAAUGGGCGCCUCAAGCUCUCGGCAUCGAACAUGCCCGUCCCAGACGAAUAUCACAUGCACGAAGCAGGAAGCCAACCCACGAACGUCCUCAUCCUCCCCAGCUUCACUGUCGUCGAGAAUGUCACACCGCAGCUAGCUCCAGAGCUGAUCGAGAACUUCGUGAACAAGGGACACACCACUACCACACCUUUGAAUGGUGUACCGGUUCCAGCAGAGACAGAAGAGGAACAACUUUCUGACUCCGUACCUCGCCCAUCAAACACAUCCAUCACCUCUCUCCGCUCUCACCCAUGCCCACACGCGGCCGUAAUUCUUCUCUGCUCGCAACGUACUCGCGAUGCCCGCUGCGGCCAAUCCGCACCCUUGCUGCGUAAAGAGUUCGAGCGUCACCUACGCCCACUGGGUCUAUACCGUGAUAUGGACGAUACACGACCCGGAGGUGUAGGAAUCUAUUUUAUCAGUCACGUCGGUGGACACAAGUACUCUGCCAAUGUGAUUGUGUAUCGCCGCCGAGACUUUGAGUGGUAUAAGAAGGAGAAUGCGGAAGUUGAGAAUAGUGCGCAAGAGGGUGCGGCGCAGGGUAUUUGGUUGGCGCGUGUACGUCCGGAGGAGUGUGAAAACAUUAUUCGGUAUACUGUUCUGCAGGGUCAGGUCUUGAAGCCUGAGCAACAGUUGAGAGGUGGAUUUGAUCGGGAACGAGGCUUGACAAGCUGGUAA